Molecule: messenger RNA, 6169 nt
Organism: Gigantopelta aegis
Lineage: Eukaryota; Metazoa; Mollusca; Gastropoda; Neomphalida; Peltospiridae
Product: myosin-VIIa-like
Exons: 38
Coding region: 523-6099 (1858 amino acids)
Cellular component (GO): myosin complex; cytoskeleton
Molecular function (GO): cytoskeletal motor activity; ATP binding; protein binding
Source: RefSeq, a predicted model, not a curated record
GAGUAGAUGUCUUAACCACAGUACACCACUGAGGCUGGUCUGUAGCAUAGUUUACAUUUUUAUCUUUUAAAAAUCUCUUUUCAACAUUAAGCUGGGGUGUAAUCUUUGUCCAGUCAUCCGUGACCUAUAAUUUUAGCCCUGCCCGCCUCCUUGCAAGUCUGUUUGAAUACUGUGUGUGUGUGUGUGUUGUGAAGCCAUGCCACAUAUAUAUUGAUCAACUGAAGCAGAACUUGAUACAGAGGUUAUCUGGGUCACUGGUUGUCAAAAUCUAGUGACUGCAGGCAGCACCACACACUCACACACACACAGUCAGGUAGCCUGGUCCUGUCUUGUGGAGCUCUGGCUUCAGAAUAGUCUUAUACCUGUAAUGUACCGGUAAUCGCACGUGUGUGGACUUUAAGGAUAUACACAUACCUGGAUUUACACCUGGAUUUACCUGCCUGUCCAAACAGAAGCAAAAGGAGCUGUACACACAUGUGGAUCCGGAUUUAGCUUUGUCUCAGUAACCGUCCAACAGUCAACAUGGUGAUUCUUGGAAAGGGUGACCAUGUUUGGAUGGACCCGGAGGUCAGCGGUGAUUUUGCCGUAGCUAUCGGCGCUCAGGUCCAGUUCUCGGAGUCCGGCCGAAUCAAGGUUGUCGACGACGACGGCCACGAGCACUGGAUUGAUGGCAAGCGGAAUAUCCGCCACAUGCACCCGACGUCCGUGGAGGGGAUGGAGGACAUGAUAGGGCUGGGAGACCUCAAUGAGGCCGGCAUCCUGCGCAACCUCUUCAUACGCUACAUGGAGAACCAGAUCUAUACAUACACAGGAUCGAUCCUGGUUGCUGUGAAUCCGUACCAGAUCCUGCCGAUCUACACGGGCGACCAGAUCAAACUGUACCGCGACAAGAAGAUUGGAGAACUGCCCCCACACAUCUUCGCCAUCGCAGACAACUCGUACAGCAGCAUGAAGAGAUACGACCACGACCAGUGUAUCAUCAUCAGCGGGGAGUCGGGGGCUGGCAAGACCGAGAGCACGAAGCUGAUCCUACAGUUCCUGGCGGCCAUCAGUGGUCAACACUCGUGGAUUGAACAGCAGAUUCUUGAGGCCAAUCCUAUCAUGGAGGCUUUUGGCAAUGCGAAGACGAUCCGGAACGACAACUCGAGUCGGUUCGGCAAAUACAUCGACAUCCACUUCAACCGGAAGGGUGUGAUAGAGGGUGCACGGAUAGAGCAGUAUCUGCUGGAGAAGUCUCGCAUUGUCCACCAGGCCCAUGAUGAGAGGAACUACCACAUCUUCUACUGCAUGUUGGCCGGGCUCAGCGCGGAGGACAAGAAGAAACUAGAGCUCACCGAGGCCAGCCACUACCACUAUCUCGUACAGAGAGAUGGUCCCCUCAUAAAGGGAGGUGGCAUCAUCUGCGAGGGACGCGAUGACACUAAAGAGUUUGCCGACAUCCGGUCAGCGAUGAAGGUGCUGAUGUUUGACGAGUCAGAAAUGUGGUCCAUCCUGAAGAUACUGGGCGCACUGUUACACAUGGGCAACAUCAAAUACAAUGAAAUUGAAAUUGACCACAUUGAUGCAACAGAAAUCCAGGACAUUUCCUUCAUCAAAAGAGCCGCACGUUUGCUGGAAGUCGACACACAGGACAUGAUCGACUCUCUCACGACAAAGACAAUUUUCACAAAAGGUGAAAGCGUCACGUCGACGAUAAACAAUGUCUCCGCAAUCGAUGUGCGAGACGCAUGCGUGAAGGGAAUCUACGGUCGCAUGUUCGUGUGGAUUGUCGACAAGAUAAACCACGCCAUUUUCCGUCCCAAGGAUGGUCCGUCCCAAUACCGCAAAUCCAUCGGUGUUCUCGAUAUCUUCGGAUUUGAAAACUUUGACACAAACAGCUUUGAACAGUUGUGUAUCAACUACGCUAAUGAAAAUCUUCAACAGUUUUUUGUGCGACACAUAUUCAAGCUGGAGCAGCAAGAAUAUAACCUGGAAGGAAUCAGCUGGAGCCACAUUGAGUUUGUCGAUAACCAAGAUGCCCUUGACCUUAUCGCUGUCAAGCCGAUGAAUAUUAUGGCUCUCGUUGAUGAAGAAAGCAAAUUCCCACAGGGUACAGACCAAACCAUGUUGAACAAACUGCAUCAACAUCACCGUAGCAACAACAACUACCUGAAGCCAAAAUCUGCCUUCAACACAACGUUUGGACUGAACCACUUCGCUGGAGUGGUUUUCUAUGACAGUGAAGGAUUUCUGGAGAAGAACCGUGACACAUUCAGUGCUGAUCUCAUUCAGCUGAUACAGACGACGAAAAACAAGUUUCUCAAGAAGCUCUUCUCCAACGACAUCUCAAUGGGGACGGACACUCGCAAGAGAACCCCGACGCUCGCCGCACAGUUCAAGAGAUCCCUGGACUCCCUGAUGAGAACCCUGGGAACAUGUCAGCCCUUCUUCGUCAGAUGCAUCAAGCCUAACGAGUUCAAGAAAGCACUGCUGUUUGAUAGAGAGCUGUGCUGUAAACAGCUGCGAUACUCUGGGAUGAUGGAGACGAUUCGUAUCCGACGUGCUGGCUACCCGAUCCGGCACAAGUUCAAGGACUUUGUUGAUCGAUACCGUCUGCUUGUCAACGGGAUUGGACCCUCGCACAAGGAGGACUGUCUGCAGGCAUCGAAGAAAAUCUGCUCGGCCGUCUUACAGUCUGUAGACUAUCAGUUGGGACGGACCAAGGUUUUUCUUAAGGAUGCACAAGAUGCCUUUUUGGAACAACAAAGGGAGAUAACCCUGACGAAGAAGAUCCUCGUGUUACAGAAGUCAGUUCGCACAUGGCACUGUCGUCGCCGCUUCCUCCGAAUGAGGAAGGUCAUCAUCACAAUCCAGUCGUCAUGGCGAACCUAUCGUGAACGUCGCAAGUUCAUACUGAUGCGACAAGCGUACAUGCGACUCCAGGCAAUCUGUCGAUCUCGGAUUCUCACCGCACGAUACAACAUCCUCAGAGGAAUGAUCAUCAACUUCCAGUGUUAUGCCCGAGGAUUCCUGGUUCGUCGCUGGGUCCAGAAGAGAAUGGUGGCCGUUGUGAGGAUACAGGCUGCACUGAGAACUAUGAUCGCCAGGAAGAAGUACCGCAGGAUGCAGAUAGAGUAUGCCAAGAGAGUGGAGGCUGAACGGAUCCGCCAGGAGGAGGAGAAGAAGUUGAGGAAACAGAUGAACAUGAAGAAAGCCAAAGAAGAGGCAGAGAGACACCACAGGGAGCGUCUGGCGAAGAUUGACAAGGAGGUGGUGGAGGAGGAGCAGAAGCAGAGACAGGAGGCCAUCAACAUAAAGGAGAGACUGAAGCAGGCUGAGUUCGACCGCGAUCAAGAUGUCAACGAGUCCGCUCUUGUGGAGCAGCUAUUUGGGUUUGUCGGAGAAGACACUGGGACGCCUCUUAUGGCGACUGGACAAGGCCCAGCAGCCUUUAGGGAUCUGGCAGUGAACCGUAUCGAUCAUGUGGAGAAUGGUAUGGAUGUGAGCGAGGUGAUAAUUGGGCCACACGAUGAGGAUGACGAAGAUAUCCGGGAGUACAAGUUCUCCAAGUUUGCCGCCAUGUACUUCCAGUCGAACGCGACACACACAUACAUCCGCAAGGCGCUCAGGCAGCCGCUGCUGCCUCUCCGAAACGAAGGAGACCAGUUGGCUGCCCUGGCUGUUUGGAUUGUAAUUCUCCGAUUCAUGGGAGACCUGCCAGAACCCAAGUACCACACCGCCAUGGCUGAGACUCGGGACAACACCCCAGUAAUGUCGAAAAUCUACUCCACCCUUGGUCGUAAGUUCAAUAAGAAAGAUCUAGAGGAAGCGAUGCGAUUGGGCGAAGAUCUGGUGAGUGUGGAACGAGAACAGCCAGGCUAUGCAAGGAAUACAACAAGUAGACGGAAGAAGAAUAUUAUCUCCCUUACCCUGAAGAAGAAGUCCAAACUGACGGAUGAAGUGCGGCACAAGUUACAGGAGUACGACACUGUCGGAAGUGGAAACGCCCUGUUGGAGGAUCGGCCGAUGUCGAAUCUGGAGAAACUUCAUUUUAUCAUCGGUCAUGGAAUUUUGAGACCUGAUCUCAGAGAUGAGGUGUACAGCCAGAUCUGCAAACAGCUGAGUCAGAAUCCGUCGAAAGGAAGUCACGCUCGUGGCUGGAUCUUGCUCUGUCUCUGUGUCGGCUGCUUCCCACCUUCAGAAAAGCUGGUGAAGUACUUACGGAACUUCAUCCAGGACGGACCCCCAGGUUAUGCCCCAUACUGCGAGGAACGACUGCGAAGAACGUUCUUCAAUGGACCCAGAAAUCAACCGCCGAGCUGGCUGGAACUUCAGGCGACCAAGUCUAAGAAGCCGCUGAUGCUGCCGAUCACGUUCAUGGACGGCAACACGAAGACGCUGCUCGCGGAUUCGGCCACCACGGCGCGUGAACUCUGUCAGCAGCUGUCGGACAAAAUCGUGCUCAAGGACCAGUUCGGAUUCUCCCUCUACAUCGCUCUUUUCGACAAGGUGUCGUCUCUUGGAAGCGGUGGAGACCACGUGAUGGACGCGAUAUCGCAGUGUGAGCAGUACGCCAAAGAGCAGGGAGCCCAGGAGCGCAACGCCCCCUGGAGGCUGUUCUUCCGCAAGGAAAUCUUCGCACCGUGGCACGACCCGAGUGAGGACCCGGUUGCGACCAAUCUCAUCUACCAGCAGGUCGUCCGUGGAAUCAAGUUUGGGGAGUACAGGUGUGACAAGGAUGAAGACCUAGCGAUGAUUGCUUCCCAACAGUACUACGUGGACUACGGCAACAACCUGAACCCCGAACGCCUGCAGUCUCUGUUGACCUCGUACAUCCCGGACUCCUAUCUCCAGAAGGCCAACGCCAUCCAGUUCUGGAUGUCAUCGGUCGUCAACAAGCUCAAGAGUCCCUACUUCUCCAACGAGAGGAUCAAGCCUCUCAAGGUCAAGGAGGACAUCGUCAGCUAUGCCAAAUACAAAUGGCCACUGCUGUUUUCUCGUUUCUAUGAGGCAUACAAGUUCGCCGGGCCCAGCCUGCCAAAGAAUGAUGUGAUAAUCGCUGUCAAUUGGACAGGGGUUUACGUGGUGGAUGACCAGGAACAGGUCUUGCUGGAGUUGUCUUUUCCUGAAAUUACAGCCGUGUCGAGUAGUCGCACGGGUAAGAUGCACGGCCAGAGCUUCACGCUGGCGACGGUGAAGGGCCACGAGUACACGUUCACCUCGCCCAACGCGGAGGACAUAAAGGACCUCGUCGUAACCUUCCUCGAGGGGCUAAAGAAGAGAUCCAAAUAUGUCAUAGCCAUCCAAGACUACACAGGUGAGGGUUCGACGUUCCUGAGUUUCAGCAAGGGUCACCUGAUAAUCCUGGACCAGGAGAGUGGCGAGACCGUGAUGACCUCGGGCUGGUGUUACGGAGAGAACAUCCACACCGGAACCAAGGGCGACUUCCCAGCCGAGUGCGUCUACGUCCUGCCCACCAUCACGAAACCCCCCAAUGAGAUACUGAAUCUGUUUGUUCAGUCUGGGGACCAGACCCAGAAGUUGCUGGUUCCUGUCCAGGAGGAGGUGGAGGGACACAUAGGGGAGAAGGUGCACACCCUGGAACAGUAUUCAUACGACCACUUCAGGCCCCCUCCAAAGCGAACGCUGAGCAAGACACUGCGAGCCCCUAACAGACGGAGGAAUGAUGAGCUGUGGAGGUACUCGAAGGAUCCGCUCAAACUGCCACUCCUGAAGAAACUGGCCGGAAAAGAAGAGCAAUGCUCAGAAGCCUGCAUGAGUUUUCUCGCUAUUCUGAAGUACAUGGGAGACCACCCAUCACGGCGAGGCAGGAUUGCCAACGAGUUGACUGAUCAGAUUUUUGAAGUCCCACUUAGAAACGAAAUUCUCCGAGAUGAAAUCUACUGCCAAAUUAUGAAACAACUCACCGAUAAUAAGAACAAAAUCAGUGAGGACCGUGGUUGGGAGUUGAUGUGGCUGGCCACUGGUUGUUUUGCACCAAGCACCAACCUGUUGAAGGAGCUGACCCAGUUUCUGAGGACACGCCGCAAUAUUAUCGUGUCCGACUGUAUAAAUCGACUGCAGAAAACAUUGAGGUACAAUACAGUACACUUUGAGUAAACCACCAGCCUGUAGGUACAUACAAUACACUAAAUAGUCAACCACCAGCCUGUAGGUACAUACAAUACAC